AUACGCGGAGAUGGCUGCAACAAUACAGCCAGAAGGCGCCGUGCCCACGAUUUCUAACGACAACACCACCUCACGAGCUCGAUAUGCUCACCUCGACCGCAUUCUCUCACGAGCCGGUGCCUUCACCGAUCCUGAGGCCUUCAUCCCAGGCGAGCCCACCAUCCAGACGCUGGAGAACAUUAAAGUGCUGGUCAUCGGCGCUGGAGGACUGGGAUGCGAAAUUCUGAAGAACUUGGCCUUAUCGGGCUUCAAAAACAUAGAUGUCAUCGAUAUGGAUACCAUUGACGUUUCCAACUUGAAUCGCCAGUUCCUCUUCCGACAAAAGGAUGUGGGCUCGCCCAAGGCGACAGUGGCGGCCGACUUUGUCAUGAAACGCGUACCGGGAUGCAAAAUCAAUGCGUACGUCGGCAAGAUCCAGGACAAGGACGAGGACUACUACAUGCAGUUCCACAUCGUCAUUUGUGGGCUGGACAGCAUUGAGGCUCGACGGUGGAUCAACGCGACACUGGUCGGCAUGGUUGAUAUGGAGAACCCGGACAGCCUCAAGCCGUUGAUUGACGGCGGCACAGAGGGCUUCAAAGGCCAGUCGCGUGUCAUUUUCCCAACCAUGACCUCCUGUAUCGAGUGCCAGCUAGACAUGCACGCUCCUCGCGCUGCUGUUCCCCUCUGCACACUCGCCACCGUUCCUCGUCAGCCACAGCAUUGCAUUGAGUGGGCGCACAUCAUUAAGUGGCCUGAGUUACGCAAGGACGACACUCUCGACACCGAUGAUCCGGAACACAUCACGUGGCUCUACAAGCUGGCCCUUGAGCGUGCGAAAGAGUAUGGCAUCGAAGGCGUUACCUACUCCAUGACUCAAGGUGUGGUGAAGAACAUCAUACCCGCCAUCGCCUCGACAAAUGCAAUCAUUGCAGCUUCAACGUGCAAUGAGGCCUUCAAAAUCGCCACCAAUUCUGCCCCCUUCCUCGCCAACCCUGCUUCUCUGCCGCCCGGUGUCGAUCCGGAGACCUACGAUCCCGAUGACGAGUUCACUCCGGCCCCAAACAACUACAUGUUGUACACCGGUGAUAACAGCAUCUACACAUACACCUUCGGACACAAGAAGAAGCCAGAUUGCCCUGUUUGUGGUAAUCUGCCAAAGGAUCUCACUCUGUCACCAGAGAGUACAUUGGGUGAAUUCGUGGAGAGUCUAGCUGAGCGACCAGAGGCACAAUUGAAGAAGCCAAAUCUGAGGUCUGAGGCAAAGUCGCUCUACUACAGCAGCCCUGAUGGUUUGAGAGAGCAGACAGAAGCGAAUUUGAACAAGAAGCUGAAGGAAUUGGUCGAAGAUGGAGAAGAGAUCGCUGUGAGCGACCCAGCACUCGCAGGCAUUGAUCUACGCUACAAGAUUCGCUUUGCAUGA
This is a messenger RNA of Cercospora beticola, 1402 nucleotides long. It is a transcript of the gene UBA3, whose product is annotated as NEDD8-activating protein UBA3. NCBI's taxonomy places the organism in Eukaryota, Fungi, Ascomycota, Dothideomycetes, Mycosphaerellales, Mycosphaerellaceae. Gene Ontology annotation, cellular component: cytoplasm; nucleus. Gene Ontology annotation, molecular function: NEDD8 activating enzyme activity. The record is from RefSeq and is a predicted model, not a curated record. Gene Ontology annotation, biological process: protein neddylation.